Effrenium voratum is the source of this 562-nucleotide messenger RNA. NCBI's taxonomy places the organism in Eukaryota, Dinophyceae, Suessiales, Symbiodiniaceae. The record is from the annotation of a GenBank genome assembly.
GUCGGGCAAUCGGCAGGGACGUGCCUACGCCUGGCAAAACUUCAGCAAACUGGUGUGCAGCGUUGCCAACAAGCCAGCGCAGGAAGCUGCAGACGCAGCGCCGGUUUCGCAGGUCUUGCGAUCCUUUCGGCCUUCGCACAUGGUCGCGGAGGACGGGCGUCGCCGGUACCAAAUUGUGGCCUGCAGACUGCACCCCUGCUCGACGGUCCGCCCGGCAGUGGUCAUGGAAGUCUUCCGGGCAUCUUACAAGAAGAAGGGCGGCUACAUCAGUGCAAAGGCGGUGGAUGAGGAGCUUCCUGCCACUUUCGCCGGUGCCAUUCGCAUUUUACUGCUUGAGCCACACAAGCACAAUGCUGACGGCAGUGCUCGCUACGUUGCGACUUGUUUGUCAGAGGCGGUCUCCCUGGACCCGCACGAUGAUCUGGGUGUCGUGCUUUAUCAGCUGCCGGACUGCCACCUUCGGAUAACGGAGCAUCGCCAGUAUCUGGAAGUUGAAGUGAGCAAGGCAGCGUCAGACGGAAUGAAGGCGGGAUCUCAGAUUAUCCAGGGACGCUUUGACUAA